AUGCCCCGAUCCGAUGAAGCCGCGGCCUUCUUCCACGCCGUCUACUCGGCCGUGCAAGAAAUCCCCUACGGCCGAGUCACGACAUACGGCCAUAUUGCCGCCCUCGUGGGAACUCCCCAGCGCCCGCGCCAAGUCGGCGUCUGUCUCAAGCAUUUGCCCGCAGACGCCUCGCAGCGCUUCAACCACGACAACGUGCCGUGGCAGCGCGUCAUCAACGCCAAAGGCAUCAUCUCGCCCAGGUCUCAACCCGAGGGCAGUCGGAACCAGGCCGCUGCGCUGCGGGCCGAGGGCGUUCAAGUCGCCACGAGCGCCAUGGGAGAGCUCUCGGUGGACUUUGCCGAGUACGGGUGGUUCCCGGAUGCGCUCCCGUCGGAAGAGAAUGGCUCGGCGACUGAUGGGGACGAUCGGGACUGA
Ilyonectria robusta is the source of this 414-nucleotide messenger RNA. RefSeq names its product 6-O-methylguanine DNA methyltransferase. Gene Ontology annotation, molecular function: catalytic activity. The record is from RefSeq and is a predicted model, not a curated record. The coding region runs from base 1 to 414 and encodes 137 amino acids. Gene Ontology annotation, biological process: DNA repair. Lineage: Eukaryota; Fungi; Ascomycota; Sordariomycetes; Hypocreales; Nectriaceae. The transcript is spliced from 3 exons.